AUCUGCGCCCGGCCCCCGUAACGUAACCCAGAGCGGAAGACGGGAGAGGAGGAUAACCUCCUCCACACCUCGGGAUCCCGCCGCCCCGCCUCAAAUGCCUUCUCGGCCAUCGCAACCGCCCUUAUUCUGAUUCGCUCCUUGACUCUCUUUCGAUGGCUGCCACUGCGGCGGCCUUCCUUGAAGUCGACCGCUGCGGCCUCUUCUCCUUGCCCCUCUCCCUCAGCCCCAGAUCGUUCCUCCUCCCUCGCCGCCAGCUUCCCGGACUGCGCCUCUUCCAUCCCUGCCGUCUCUCCGCUACCUUGGUCCCCUCCAGCAAAGCGGCCUCGAAGUCCGGCUCCCACCGCGAGGACUCUCUUGAGGGAGUAGAGGCCGUGGUUGUAGAGCCGAAGGGGAGCCAGGGGAUGCAGCUGAGGAAGCGUGUGAUCUUUGGCCUCGGCAUUGGAUUCGGUGCGGGAGGUGUCGUGGUGGCAGGAGGAUGGGUGUUCACCGUGGCGCUGGCGGCCGCAGUGUUCGCCGGGGCGAGGGAGUACUUCGAGCUGGUCCGGAGUCGGGGAAUUGCUUCAGGGAUGACACCGCCGCCAAGAUAUGUGUCGAGGGUUUGCUCAGUCAUCUGUGCUCUCAUGCCGAUUCUGACACUGUAUUUUGGUCACAUAGAUGUUUCGGUGACAUCAUCUGCUUUUAUUGUUGCAAUGGCACUAAUACUUCAGAGAGGAAAUCCACGAUUUGCACAGUUAAGCAGUGCUGUUUUUGGGCUUUUUUACUGUGGUUAUCUUCCUUGUUUCUGGAUUAAGCUUCGUUGUGGGCUAUCAGUUCCUGCAUUGAACACGAAAUUAGGACAUGUAUGGCCAGUUUUUCUUGGUGGGCAAGCUCAUUGGACAGUUGGACUUGUUGCAACCUUGAUAUCUAUCAGCAGCAUAAUUGCAGCAGACACAUUUGCAUUUUUAGGUGGAAGGGCAUUUGGUCGGACACCCCUUACUCAUAUUAGUCCUAAGAAGACUUUGGAGGGAGUUUUUGCUGGUCUAACUGGCUGUAUAGUGACUGCCGUGCUGCUGUCGAAGAUUCUAUGCUGGCCAAGAACAUUAUUAAGUGCUUCAGCUUUUGGAGUUCUAAACUUCACAGGGUCUUUGUUCGGUGAUCUGAUCGAGUCCAUGAUCAAACGUGAUGCUGGUGUCAAAGAUUCUGGAUCACUCAUUCCUGGACAUGGAGGUAUUCUUGAUAGGUGCGACAGCUAUGUGUUCACCGGUGCACUUUGUUACUCCUUUGUCAAGAUUGUGUUACCACUCCUUGGUGUUUAAAUCAUCAAAACUCGGUUGCAGCUGAAUGUUCCAAGUUUUAGAUCUGCCUGGAUUAGUAUUGCCUGAACAUGACUAAUCGACACCUGCGGAAAAGGAUGGAGAAGGAAGAGAGGUGACACUCUCCAGGAAAUCAAAGACGUGAGACCGGCAAAAGGGAAAGAAAUUUUAAGCCCUGUUCUUGAAAUAUAUGCAUUGUUUAGGUCAAAGGGAAAAUGGCUCAGCUACAAACAGGGCGUUUUGAUCUCACAUAAUACAUUGUUUAGGAUCAAAGUGUAGUGCUUGUUCAUGAUCUCUGUAUCACCUCAGUUAUCGAAGUUGAGAUCUGAAACAAUGUAUAUAGUUUUCUUCCAGCAGAAAAAUUCAUGAUGUUGAUGAAAUGUAGUCAAAAAUACGUGAUGCAAACACAGCAUGAUUG
This is a messenger RNA of Musa acuminata subsp. malaccensis (wild Malaysian banana), 1710 nucleotides long. RefSeq names its product phosphatidate cytidylyltransferase 4, chloroplastic. Lineage: Eukaryota; Viridiplantae; Streptophyta; Magnoliopsida; Zingiberales; Musaceae. The record is from RefSeq and is a predicted model, not a curated record.